Messenger RNA from Ilex paraguariensis (yerba mate), 234 nucleotides. The record is from the annotation of a GenBank genome assembly. Lineage: Eukaryota; Viridiplantae; Streptophyta; Magnoliopsida; Aquifoliales; Aquifoliaceae.
AUGUUGCAAAAAGAUUUUAUCCCUGUGUAUUUGAGGUGCUUUGUCGAGUCCAACACCUUGCAUGACGAAGGAACUGUGGAGUUGUGGAACUUAUCCAACAAAUUCAUUUUUCCAGACAAUGAAAUUGGUAACAACAGACCGCUUGAUUCUGUUCAAGAGCUGAAACAGCUCAACAAUGUUGUCGUCAUUUCUACCUUAACUAGAGUUCGCACAAGAACAACUUUCAACAAUUAG